GAGGUCGCUGUAUAAGAGCUGUGGGUGGGAACUUAACUUCUAUAAGAAAAGCAGCACGUGAGUAUAAACGGGUUGAUGUGUAUCAAUGAAUUAAAGCUUCUCUGUUUUACCUCGAUUUGCAUUUGAAACACAACAGUGCUGAAGAACAAAGAAAUGUCUCUUGUCAGGCAGAAUCUUCACCAACAUAAUGAAGCAAACAUCAACAAACUAAUAAACUUAAAACUAUCUGCCUCUUACACUUAUCUGUCUCUGGGUAUGUAUUUUGACAGGGAUGAUGUGGCUCUACCCAAUUUCUCAAAGUUUUUCCUGGAGCGAUCCGAGAAGGAGAGGGAGCAGGCUGAGCACCUGCUGCAGUACCAAAACAGACGAGGAGGACGAAUCCUUCUUCACAACAUCUCGAAACCCACUCGUGAUGAAUGGAGAGGAGGUAUGGAUGCCAUCACUUUCUCUCUGGACUAUCAGAAAUCUCUCAAUAAAUCCUUACUGGAGAUUCAUCAAACAGCUGAUGAAAACUCUGAUCCUCAUCUCUGUGACCUUCUAAAGACCCACUUUUUGACGGACAGCCAUGACACCAUUAAGAUAAUAGGUGACCACGCAUGCAGUCUGAGCGGUCUUACCUCCUCUGAUCCACAUGGCAUGAUGGGAGAGUAUCUGUUUGAUAGGCACACCCUGUGACGUGAAACUGUUUGCUUACUUUAGUAACCUUUCAGUAUUAUAUUGAACAUUCAAGAGUUGACAGAGUCACGAAUGUUUGUGACACCACACUUUAAUGUACUUUCAUGUAUGGAUAAGUGGGAAAAUACUGUGACCGUAACGUAUGACUGCCAUUAUAUGUCUUUAUACCUCAAACAUCCAAGUUGUUACUAAUUGUUAUACUUGAAGUCAGUAAAGCAGAUUGUGUUGUUCGUAAUUGCAGUACAUACAGUUUACAUUUGUACAGUUUGGUUGUAACUUGUACUCAUUUCUUUGUAUGUUCAAUUUUGUCUAGAGGUAAUACAGCUAAUUAAAAUCUUCUAGCGUUCCUUACA
Messenger RNA from Misgurnus anguillicaudatus (oriental weatherfish), 1028 nucleotides. RefSeq names its product ferritin, lower subunit. Gene Ontology annotation, cellular component: cytoplasm. NCBI's taxonomy places the organism in Eukaryota, Metazoa, Chordata, Actinopteri, Cypriniformes, Cobitidae. Gene Ontology annotation, molecular function: ferric iron binding; ferrous iron binding. The record is from RefSeq and is a predicted model, not a curated record. Gene Ontology annotation, biological process: intracellular iron ion homeostasis; iron ion transport.